AAGGGUGUCUUUUCUUCCAAAAGCAAGUGUUUUGUACGCCGCAAUCUCGGAUGUGUAUUUUGAGUGGCGCUCCAAUCCCAACUUAACGUUACACAUAUAAUACAGUGACCAUAAAAAUAGAUUCGAGUUCCUCAAUGGAUGAAUGGGUCUUACGCCUUUUGUACAUGUGUACAGAGGUGUAUGGAGAAAGUUCCCGCUGAGAGUGCGGAGCAAGAGUCGCCAAAGUAAGCAAUAACCCCCGGUCCCAUUCGAAGGGUUGCGUGGCGUCUUCCAAAACAUUCAAUGCAUAUUGCGCUGCAUAUACGUUGAUCGCAUAUUCUUUAACAUACGUGGUUCACAAACAAAUGAGGAUUAUUCUGGUUGUGCGGAACUGUCAGUGUUUCAUCGUAUAUUUUUCAACUGGAAUGUUCAAGAGCGGCUUAUUUGGAAUAGUUUUCAUCGGACUUUAAUGAGGAAAAAAAAAUUGGAGCAAUGGAAUACACAGAUUUAUGAACAGACUUUAACAUCCUUGGAUUUUCUGUUAUCGAGUCGACAUGGAUUAUUUGACGUAUACCUCCUGAUCAUCUCAGACUCAGUAAAAAGUCCGUUAUUAUGAUGGAUACACUUAGUGGACAUUAAAAAGCUGGGAUUGCUUUCUUUCCACUCUGAUAGUAAUCAGUUCAAUUGGAGAGUGUUUCAUUUAAACGUGGACAAGAUAAACGAACGAUGUAAGUGCACUUUUGUAUUAUUAAUGAAGAUGUAGCCAAUUAUGGACGCAUCGCCAGUUCCGUUGAUAUAUUUGACAUCAAUAUAACAGUAUAAUGUGAGACACACAAAAAGUGACAUUCACGUGAAUUCAUAACUAAUGGAGGCUCCUAUGACUUUAAUUCUUGUGACAAAAAAAUUGAUAUAACUUUUGACACAAUCUUUUAUCAUUGGACUGGGAAAUCACUCGAGGCUGUUCACCAUGCCCCGCAUAACCCAACCAGCGUUCCUGAAGAGCUUGUGGUGGCGUUACCCUGGUACUAUCCUUUACCACGUUGGUCUUCUUAUCUUCAUCGUGGCCGCUUUCUCGAAGUUUGGAGGAUUAUCCUUCAUCACUGGCGCAGGGAAGCACAACGAGAAGAGAGACUUGGAGUUUAAGAAGUACGAAUUAGACGUCGACCCGUCCAUGCCGUUGGACAGGGUAGUCGAUGACGAGCUGGCUGAAUGGAUCGAGCAGCUGCUAGUGCAGAAGUCGACUGGUACAGGAGAAGAACAUGAACCAGUAAUUGAUGAGAAGAGAAGAAGAGUUGAUGCAGGAAAGGAAGGGGAGGAGAUCAACGGGGAUGUCCCCAAGAAUGCCAUGGAGUCUAUUGAGGUGUUAGGAGAAGGUGGCACUCAGUGGGAUCGACCACCGAUCAAGUUGGUCCUCAGGGACCCACACCUUGUCUCGCCGGGGCUCAUCCCGGUCCAAAGGAAAUCAAAGAACAAGAUGCCCCGUCUUAAAGACCAACUACCUGGGCAGCUUCCUACUGUAAAGAAUAUGAGGGAAGAUCUUGUAGGAAAUGAAUCUAAGACAGUUAAACAUUCGGAAGGUCAACCCGAUCUGGAUCACCAUCCGGGUCAGGAGGUCAUCACUUCCGCCUUUACUCCAUUUCCAUCUCAAGGUGAGGCAGUGAGAGUGAAUGUACUCAUAGUUGCCGCAAUGAGAACGGGAUCAUCCUUUCUUGGGGAGCUGUUCCAGCAGCGGAGUGACUUCUUCUACAUGUUUGAGCCAGGGAUGCAGCUGAUGCACCGGCUCGAUUCCUCAAAUCUCACCAGGCGGGUGAUCUACACAAAACUUGUCGAUAUGCUGAAUGGCUUCUACCACUGCAAAUUCAACGAUAUUCCAUUCUUCAUCGACGAAUUGAACCAUCGAACGUUGCACGGUCGUCAGCAAUCCGUCGCCGCCCUUGUCACGUCGCAGUUUUGUCGGAAGGUGCGUAUACCAACUCAGAGAUCAAGCAAGUUGAUGUGUGAUCCUGUCACCGAGAAGGUCUUGGAGACAGCGUGUACCACGAGGGGCCACACCGCUAUCAAAUCUAUCAGGGUACUGGAUAUAAACCUGAUGAUAUCCGCAGUCAAAGACCCUGACCUGAACUUGAAGCUGAUACACUUGAUCCGUGAUCCUAGGAGUAUGAUACUGUCACGAUUGAAACUCAAGUUUCCUGCCAUUAAAGUUUUUAACGUGUCUGAACUCACAGAUACCUAUCGCAACAUCCUCUUGAAGUAUUGCUCCAACUGGCUCCAGAAUUAUGAGAUAGGGCACUAUGUGCCUUUGAUGAGGAAGAACUACUUGUUGGUGCGCUACGAGGAUCUGGCCUUAGAACCUUACGUAUACGCGCAAAAGAUCUACGAUUUUGCGGGUCUUGGUGCAGAAAUUCCUCCAAAAAUGAAAAGAUGGAUCGACAUAAAUACAAAUACAAACGACCUGAGCAAAAAGAGGGCUGCCGCCUUCUCGACUAAGAGGGAUUCGAAAGAAGUCUUGGUCAGUUGGAAAUCGAGACUCACCAUAGAGAUGGCCCAGGCCAUUGAAGAAGUUGGUGACUGCAGCCGACUCAUGAAAGCAACUGGGUAUAAACUCAUUGGGAAUAAUCUCGAGAUGCUUAGGAACACUGACCAUCUUGUUGGCCAAGUUCCUGUACCCGAAUUUCAUGUUAAUGAGUUUGAUUUUAUGUAAUAUAUAUAAUAUUUGAAUGCGUUAUUCAAUCAGCCGUCCAUGAAAUCUUUCCCGAAGCCGUAAGAAACGGAAAUUAUUUGGCAAUACCAUUUAAUGUAAGGAUGCUGUGCGUGUGAUCAUAUUCAACAUAAUUCUGAAUUGUAAAUAUAAAAUUUGAUUUAAUGACGGUUUCUAGAAACGUAAAACUGGUCUCCAAGUUUGUCAUAUUUACAAGAGGUUUACCCUGCAAAUAUAUGUAUUCAAACAGCAGAAAUGAUUGGAACGAAUUUGAUAAUUACUUGAAACUGAGUGUACAACCGUUUUCUUUUUUAUAGUUAUCAUUAAUAAUGGUACCAUGAGGAAGCCGUCGAUUCCAUGACACUCGACGCAUUCAAGAGCAUAGAAAAUGUAUUGCCAAGCGGCCCUUCAUGACAAAGCACUACCAAGAAGUAUUUUAGUCGAAAAUUGGUGAAUCAAAACAGCAGUGUCGUCCUGGACUCUGGACGAGCAUGACAAACGCAUGCAGAAACUUAAAACAAAACUGAUGUGCCGGAUCACCGAUUUUCGACCAAGGCCUCCCAGCUGAACUUUGUCAUUUGACGGGCAAUAUAUUUUCUGUGUUCUUGAAUCAGUCCCCGUUGCAGUUGCCAAAACUUCCUUGUGAUGGUAACUUUGUCACAAAUGAACAGUCAACAUGGUCAAUCAAAACUGUGCUCUAGUCACACCAAAGUAACCGAUUUCGCACAGAACGAUAGCAUGCAAUUCGACAUAAUAGCUUUUGGUCGUCAGUGUGGAGUCGGUUUCACUGGUGUGACUGUUACAUUUUGAACUAUAAUGUAUGUUGUAAUCAACUGCAAGUUUACCAUCGAUGGUAACUUGUUGUAACAGGUCCUGUAACAAUGGCCAUUGUGACGUAAUACUCGGGUGAUUCUUUUUUUGUUGUUGUUUAAACCUUGAUAUACAUGUAGUUAGUUGUAAAAUAUUUAUAUACCACUAGUCUUGAUAACUUAUACACUUAGGUAUUUUAACCAACAUACAUGUAUGCAUGAAGUUUCUUUAAAAGUGUUGUUUAACAAAUACCAUUCACUCUGAAUACUCUAUCGUUCCGAUCAACCAUCGGUAUAGCUUCAUAAUUUUGUAAGGGAGUGUAUAGGCCAUGCAUGGUAAAGUGAGUACAGUAUUUCAUGCAUUUAUCAACAUGAUCAACGUGCGUGAAUUUAUUUCAUAAUAUGACUAUAUUGCUAUAUGUAUAACAGGUAUUUAUCAUUAUUUUUUAAGAAAGGAUCAGGUAGCAGCAAAACGGCAAUCAAAGUGGGGAUCAAUAUUUUUGCUGUGCCAUCUGUCAAAAUUUUACUCAACGAACAUAGGUCAAGGUCAAGAGAUGAAUUACUUUUAUUCUAUAAAUAGUAUUUUGAUAUUCUGACGUUACACAGUAAAAACACCUUUUAAAAUAUUCAAACAGCGCUGUUAAUUAUUAUAUGAACCGUACAGUAGUUGUUUAAACAAUUACAUAGGUGUUUUAAACAUUUAACAACAAAUUUAAUUCCUUUUAUGCUAAAAUAUCAAUAAAUGUAGCAUUGUUAUGUAAACUGUAAAACAAUAAUGUAUGGUUCAUAUACACUGUAAAAAAAUUUGGGUAAAAUGUUUACCACCAAGAGGGUAAUUAUGUGUCCAACCAAUUUGGGGCAGUAUUUUACCCAAAUCUGGGAAGCAUAUUGUCCAGUAAGGUUCUAAAAAAGAGCAGCAAUUACUUUAGAAUGAGCAAAAUUUUCAUCACACUGGAUAAAUGAAAAUGCCCAAAAGAAAUGCCCAAUGUUGGUUGGACACAUAAUUACCCUCAUGGAGCACUUUCACCCAAUAUUUUUUUAGAGUGUAGUAAAUAGCGUUUCAUAAAAUUUUGAACAGCAUUUUUACUGUAUAAGUUGGCCUCAUUACGAAUUUUGGACGUGUUCUUCCGAUAUUUCUUGUCCCAAUAAAACGCUAUGACAAGAUUCGUCUCAAGAGUAAAAUGUAGUGAUAGAAUAGAACUAAUUAAUGUCAUAACUUGUUUCUUGAUUAUCGUUUAUAUCAUCAUCAAAACGUUUGUUUCAUUACUUUUUUUGUACCUUAAUAUCUUUUAUUAUUGGGAUUAUGAUCAUCGCUUUAUCGCCAUCUUUGUAAUCAUGGGAUUUAUUUGUCUUUCGUAUGUGUGUACACAGCAAAAACUGUGGUGUUAACCGGUGUACAUAGAGGACCACACCAGUUGUUUUACACCGUUGUUAAAUUGGUGCUGUUAGUUUUACACCCAUAGGUGUUAUUACAACACCUUUGGUUGUUAUAUUUACACUCUUUGGUGUUAUGUUCAAUCUCUAGGGUGUAGUUUUAACACCUCAGGGUGUGGUCCUCUAUUAACACCAACUGGUGUCAGUUUUAACACCACAGUUUUUACAGUGUAGGAAGUUCUGUACACUGUUAAAAGACAAAAUAUUUUACAGAAAUAACAGGAUCAUUCUGUAUUAUAAAUAGUAUCAUUUUUUCUGUAAUUUAAAAGGGGGAAUAUCACAGAAAAAUAUUGUAAGGUUUCAUACCUCAUACACUGCAAAAACUCCGGUGUUGAUUUAACACCAGCCCGGAAUCAAUAUAUGUCCACACCAGAGAAGUAUUGAAACACCAGUUUGGAAUCAAACCGAUACUGCUUUAAUACUAAUUGGUGUUGUAUAAACACCGUUCUGGUGUUAGACCAAAACGAAACUGGUGUUGUUUAACACUUCUCUGAUGUGGACAUAUAUAGAUUCCGGGCCUGUGUUAAAUCAACACCGGAGUUUUUGCAGUGUAUAUAAAUUUUAUGUAAAUAAACACAAUGUAAAAUAACAGGUGUUCAUGGGAUUCUGUUGCAGGAACUUUUCUGUCCUGUAAGAAUAAAUUAAUUGUCUAAAAAUGUAAGAAACUGUUGAAUGUUCACUGCAAAAAAGCCGGUGUUAAUUGAACAUCAGCAUGGUAUCUAUAUCGAUCCACACCAGAGAGGUAUAUAUUGAAACUACACCGAUUUGACGUUAGGCUAACACCAAUUUGGCAUUUAAGCAACAUCAAUUAGUGUUAAACCAAUAUCGGGUUGAUUCUUGACUGGUGUUGUACUUGUUUUAACGCUUCUCUUGUAUGGACCGAUAUAGAUACCGGGCAGGUGUUUAAUCAACACCGGUGUUUUUGCAGUGUAUAGUGACAUGUUUUUGUUUUAAUUUCUAGGCCUAUACAUCUGCAUAUUAUGUGUUAGGUAAAGCCGGUUUUCACCAUCCCAACACAUAAUCAUUGUCGUUGACAGCGACAUCGUAAUCAUUGUUUUGAAAGCAUCGUCACUAUCACCACACUCCCGUCACCAUCAUAAUAUCCUUUGUCAGGGUCAUUAUCGUCAUCAUCGACAACACCAUCACCAUCAUCUCAUUUCCAUCAUCAUUACCAUCAUCGUUACCAUCAUCAUCAUCAUCAUCAUCAUCAUCAUCAACAACAUCAUCAUUAUCGUCAUCAUCGCUAUCAUAUCAUUAUCAUCUUAUAUUUACCACCACCACCAUCAUCAUCAUCAUAAUGAUCAUCAACACCAACACCAUCGUCAUCAUCAUCAUCAUCCUCCUCAAAUUUAUCAGUUUCGAAUGGAAUGAUGUCAUAAGACUGAUGGUAUCGUAUGGUAAAAAAAAAUCUGUAAGCAUUGUCUUUUUGUAGAUUGAGUAUGUAUCUGCAGGCAGUUGUUAAAGUCUAUUUAAACGUGUGUGUGUAUAAAAUAAAUGAAAGUGCAAUUUCCAAUGUAAA
Lytechinus pictus (painted urchin) is the source of this 6439-nucleotide messenger RNA. Its product is annotated as carbohydrate sulfotransferase 1-like. Gene Ontology annotation, molecular function: N-acetylglucosamine 6-O-sulfotransferase activity. The coding region runs from base 947 to 2680 and encodes 577 amino acids. NCBI's taxonomy places the organism in Eukaryota, Metazoa, Echinodermata, Echinoidea, Temnopleuroida, Toxopneustidae. Gene Ontology annotation, biological process: sulfur compound metabolic process; N-acetylglucosamine metabolic process. The record is from RefSeq and is a predicted model, not a curated record. The transcript has a single exon.